Messenger RNA from Bubalus bubalis (water buffalo), 4438 nucleotides. It is a transcript of the gene SLC38A8, whose product is annotated as solute carrier family 38 member 8. The transcript has 13 exons. Lineage: Eukaryota; Metazoa; Chordata; Mammalia; Artiodactyla; Bovidae. Gene Ontology annotation, molecular function: amino acid transmembrane transporter activity. Bases 1637 to 2944 code for a protein of 435 amino acids. Gene Ontology annotation, biological process: amino acid transmembrane transport. The record is from RefSeq and is a predicted model, not a curated record.
CCCAGGUGACCAGUACCUGUGGAGGUGGGAAGGAGGGACCCGGGCACGUCCCUGGCCAGGUGCCCCCCUGGGGGGCGACGUGGGGCCAUGUGCAGGGUGCUGGGCUGAGCCCAUGUGCCACUAGAGCCGCCCGCCCACACAGACGGGCCCAGGGGCGCCUCCUCCCGGGGGAAGGUCACGAAGCCCUGGGAUUCGGCAGAGGGCAUAUCAAAGCCCUUCAGAAUUAAGAGGCUUUCCCCAUUGAGUGGAAUUUCACAACCCAGUGACCAAUUUCUAAGUCAUGCACGUUAAUGGGCAGCUAAUGAGGGACCCAGGCAGGACAGGGAAGUGCCCCUGAGCCCAGAGCCCAGAUUAAGGAGUACAAAGCCAGGCUGCUGUGAGGGCCCUUGAUCUUCACUGCCUGGGGUUGUAGUGGGGGAGCGCUGAGCCAUGUGAUUUCCAGAGGGACUGGGCACCCCAGCCUCUCCCCUUCCCCGCACCGUGGCCUGCCACCCACUCUCCCAUUCAUCCUUGCCGUUACUCAUCCAGUCCCAUUCGGGCACCUUUGGAAUCCGGACAGGGACGAGGGGCUGGCAAUGUGACAUUGUUGGCUUUGAGGGGACACUCGGGGCUGAUUCCCAGGUCUGGCACCGGUCAGUGGUCACAUUUCGAGCCACUUGCCCCACCUCGGGGGAGCCCUGCUCCGUACAGACCAUGGUGACAGCCCUCGGGGUUGGGCGAGAGGACUCCGGGAGCCGUCCAGCAUGCCCUGCAAGGCCUGGGUCCCGGUGAGACUGCUCACAUGGGGGCCGCCGCUCUAUGGCCUAGAUGCCGGCUGGCUCUGGCUCCUGUCCCCUGGCACCUGCAGACUCACCCACCACUCAGCAGACCAAGCGACGCCGCUGCAGCGAGGGGGCACCGUGGUGGGCUCGAGCCCACGCGAGACACGCCUUUGGUGCUGGUCUCCGCAGACACUUGGACUGAGGGAGGCGCUGAAGACGUUUAACUUAAAGCAGCAGUUCCCAGGAAGGGCCUCUGGGCCCCCGAGUCAGCAAUGCCAUGGAGGGAGCCCAUGGUCUGUGAUUUAACAUACUCUCCAGGGGAUUUGAGUCUGAGUGCCAGGAACAGACAAGUUCACCUCUGAAUUCAAGACCUGACCUUCAUGGGCCUGUGUUUUCCAGAUUGGAACCGUUUCCAGUAUUCUGCUUGUAUCUAAGCUGACUGUAUCAGGUUGGAGAGGUGGCCUCUACUCAAAAUGUGGUCUAGGGACCCCCAGCACGCAGCUCCCUAGAGCAGUGUGAGCAGUGUGGGAUCUCGGCUCCACCCAGGAUGGGCGGGUCGGCACUGGCCUGUUAACCCACCUCCAGGUGAUUCGAGGGCUCAUUAGUCUGGGGAGCCACCCAGUGAAGCUCCUGGGCCUUUGCCUACAUGAAUCUCCAGCCCCCUGCAAGGAGGGCAGACAGACCCCUUUCUGUAGCUGGGCAGCCAGGCACGGCGCCCCUAGCAGGUUUGGAGUUGUGACCCCCACCGGUGCUCUCUAGGGCCCCCCACGAUUCCUGACUCAUUUGCCUACCCCUCCGGGUCCUCUGGCGUGAGCCUGAAUCCCAUCCCCAAUGGCCCAGGACUGCUGGUCUCCGUGAAGACUGGACUUGAUGCCAUGGAGGGGCAGACCCCAGGAGGCGGAGGCCUUUCAGAAAAGCCAGUCCCUACAGCCUCUGGCCCUGGCCUGUCCUCGCUGGGUGCCGUCUUCAUCCUUCUGAAGUCCGCGCUGGGCGCUGGCCUGCUCAACUUUCCGUGGGCCUUCCACAAGGCGGGGGGAGUGACCCCCGCUUUCCUCGUGGAGCUGAUCUCCCUGGUCUUCCUGAUCAGCGGGCUGGUUGUCCUGGGCUACGCUGCCUCCGUCAGCGGCCAGGCCACCUACCAAGGCGUGGUCGGAGGGCUGUGUGGCCCUGCCAUCGGCAAGCUGUGUGAGGCCUGCUUCAUCAUCAACCUGCUCAUGAUCUCCGUGGCCUUCCUCAGGGUGGUCGGCGACCAGCUGGAGAAGCUGUGGGACUUCAUCCUGCCCAGCACCCCACCGGCCCUGCAGCCCUGGUACACUGACCAGCGCUUCACCCUGACGCUGCUCUGCGUGCUGGUCAUCCUGCCCCUCUCCGCACCGCGGGAGAUCGGCUUCCAGAAAUACACAAGCAUCCUAGGCACCCUGGCCGCCUGCUACCUGGCCCUGGUCAUCGUGGCGCAGUACUACCUCAGGCCCCAAGACCUCGCCCGUGAGCCCCGCCUGGAGUCCAGUCCCUCCUCCUGGACCUCUGUAUUUAGUGUCUUCCCCACCAUCUGUUUCGGAUUUCAGUGUCACGAAGCCGCCGUGUCCAUCUACUGCAGCAUGCGCCACCAGAGCCUCGGGCACUGGGCCCUGGUCUCCGUGCUGUCCUUGCUGGCCUGCUGCCUCGUCUACUCGCUGACAGGUGUGUACGGCUUCCUGACCUUCGGGACAGAUGUGUCUGCUGACAUCCUGAUGUCCUACCCAGGCAGCGACGGGGUCGUCAUCGUCGCCCGGGUCCUCUUCGCUGUAUCCAUUGUGACCGCCUACCCCAUCGUGCUCUUCCUGGGAAGGUCGGUGAUGCAGGACUUCUGGAGGCGGGGCUGUGGCGGGGCGUGUGGGCCGUGGGCUGUGGCUGAGCCCUCGGGGCCGUGGGUCCGGAUGCCGCUGACCGUGCUCUGGGUCACCGCGACGCUCGCCAUGGCCCUGUUCCUGCCCGACCUCAGCGAGAUCAUCGGCAUCAUCGGCGGCAUCAGCUCCUUCUUCAUCUUCAUCUUCCCAGGUCUGUGCCUCAUUUGUGCAGUCAGCGUGGAGCCCAUCGGACCCCGGGUUAAGUGCUGCCUGGAGGCCUGGGGGGUGGUCUCCGUGCUGGUCGGUGCCUUCAUCUUCGGGCAGAGCACGGUGGCGGCCGUCAUGGAGCUGCUGUGAGGGGCGGCCCGCGCUCCAGCAGGACGGGGGCCCCCGCGGCUGCCUGCAUCUGGCCGUGAGAACCAUGUGACCUCUUCAUUAAGAAGCUGGAGAAACUGACUUGUCCGUCCUUCCCAGGCUGUGCCUCUGGGCUUCCACUGGGUCCCGGGGUGUCUGGUGUGGUGGUGAGAGGUGGUGUAGGCCCUGCACGUGACCACAGACCUGGGGGCUUCAGGCCAGAGCGGCCAGAGCUCUCAGUCUGGAGCCUGGGAGUCUGGGGUCAGGGUGUGCGUGGGGCUACACUCCCUCUCCCCACCUGCUGCCUCCAGCCCCCUGGUGCCUGCUGGCCACCCUGGUGCUCCUGGGCGUGUCUGCACCCGCCGUGUCUGUCUCCAGCUACCUGUGUGUCCACGUGUCCCUCUUAGAGGGCCCAGGGGACCUCAUCUUACUUGGGAUGUGCAAAGAGCCUCUUUCCAAGUAAGGUCACAUUCACCAUUUCCUGGGGUUAGGACUGCAGCUUAUGUUUCUGGGGGACAGUACACCCCAUAACUGGGGAGUAGGUGCUGAGGCCCAGGGAACCCUGCUUUGGGGUGUUGGGGUCAAAGACACGAGGUGAAGGCAUGGCUUGGUGGAUGAGAGCCCAGGGGGGCUGGGGGUGCCAUCGGUUGAGGGUGGCAGGGCACUCAAGCUGGUGCUCAGGCCAGGGCACGGGGGGCCUGAGAUGUAUACCCUGAGUUGGCCUCUCUCUGGUGGGUGGGACCCCAAGGAGAGGCCCUUGUCCUCCCACUGGCUGGACCAGAAGAGCCUGGAGGCCAAGCGCGCUGUCUGCUCUGUGGGUCCCUUCCGACCCCACCCUGAUUCUGGGCUGUGGUGCAGCGGGGUCUGCGGGCUCAGGGUGGAGGACUGGCCACUGCUGCUGCAUCGAGCCACCGUGCUCGCUUGUGCUGAGCCUGCCCAGGGCCUGGGACCCCUGGAUGGACAUGGCUGGAUUCCGGCCGCUCCUCCUCUGCCCCGGGACGUCCACCGGAAGCCAGCGGUGCCCGCGCCUGCAGGGGCUGACAUCUGAGGACACCUCCCCCAGAAGUCCAGCCUGCCACACGCUGGGCUCGGGGCCGCCUCCCAGCCACCUGGUGCCCGAGGCUCCUCUGUGUUGAGCACUCACUCAUGGACUACACUUCCUAGCAGCUAAGAGAACAGAGGCUUCCUGGGUGGCUCAGUGGUAAGGAACCCGCCUGCUAAAGCAGGAGACUCAGGUUCAAUCCCUGGGUCAACAAGAUCCCCUGGAGAAGGAGAUGGCAACCCUCCUGCCUGGGAAAUCUGAUGGACAGAGGAGCCUGGUGGGCUACAGUCCAUGAGGUCACAAAGUCAGACACGACUGAGCGUCAGAACACCAACAAGAGAACCGAGGAGUCUGUGGACAUCUGGGUCCUGCUGCUUCUGCCAGGCCUGAGGUGUCCCCAUGCCCCUGUGGCUGCUCCAGACCUCUUCCCUAGUACCUGGCACGGAGAUCCGGGA